This is a messenger RNA of Lycium barbarum (goji berry), 2367 nucleotides long. RefSeq lists its product as uncharacterized. The coding region runs from base 1663 to 2118 and encodes 151 amino acids. The record is from RefSeq and is a predicted model, not a curated record. NCBI's taxonomy places the organism in Eukaryota, Viridiplantae, Streptophyta, Magnoliopsida, Solanales, Solanaceae. The transcript has a single exon.
ACAUAUAUAUCUUUUGACUUAUGAACUUGGUAAAUUAAGCAUAAAAAAAUACAGAAAACAUAUGUAUAUGUAUAUGUAUAUGUGUGUAUGUGCAUUUAUUGUCGCGCGCCCACACACACAUAAUACGUUUACAUGAACAAAUAUACACAUAUACUACAUACACGUGUACACAGACCGAGAGCAUAUAUUUAUAUACGCACAUAUACAUGUGUAUGUAGGAAAAAUACAUACUUUCCUCCUUUAACUGUCCAAAACUUCUUACACACCUAAACUUUGCAGGCAACCCUUUACCUCCCUGAUCUUGUUUGAAGUGAAUCAAUUACUCCCUUGAGUGAUGACAUGGCAGAAAAAGCGUAAUAACUUUCUUGGAAGUGCGUGAGAGGCCAAAAAAGUUUAAUACUAGCGUCUUUUUUAAAUAAGACACUACACAAUUAAUAAUUGUUACUCUUAACUCUUUCCCGUCUUUUUCAUCUUGAGGACUUAGCCAUGGCAGGCUGGAAAACCCACCACCGCCAUACAUCCUCUUCGGCAAAAGAGAUUUUCUCUCUUUCAUACUUUUGCCUACCUAUCCUAUAUAAUUCAAUGUUUUGAAGUAUCUCCACAUAGAAAUGAACAAGAGGACAUGGGGUGGGGUAGAAUGGAGUUUUCCGGAUCGUCUUUUAAGGAAAAAAUGGCAGAACUGAUUUCUUUCAACCGAAAUUUAUGGGUUUCUGGGGAAUUAAGAUGAUAUGUCACCCGAUAAUGGAACAUCAAAACAUUGCUUAGCCUUAUUAAAGCUGGAACAAUGCCGUUCAAUUUAACCUCAUUAAGGCCCCAUUUAUUUUUAUUAAGAUUAAGAUGUUUGAAUCUGAAUACAUAUCUGAUUAUUAAGAUAUUGUUUCCAAAUCUGAACACUGAACAAUUAAGACCGUUUGUUUUUUCAACGGAGGAAUAUGUGUAAUUUAUCUUUGUUUAAAAACUAGUAAAUAUAAUAUUCCAAUAGCUAAUAAUUAAAUGUUAUAUCCGCAGAUUUUUGGAGAAACUAUUAAUAUAUGGUGCUGUAAAAACUAUUUGUUUGAUGAAGCAAACUCUAAAAUGUAUGAUUACCAUUUAUUUACCUUGUUUUUUUCCAUAAAUGAAAGUGACCUAUUAUUUAGGCGAAUCAAAUAACAUAGAUUGAAAAAGAUAUGAAGAAGAAGUAUCACGAUAUUAAAAGUAUGCACAUAGAUAGAGGUUGAUAAUUUACCCUAUAUUUCGUACUAUUAGUUUUGUUAUUUUUCUGUAUUUUGCAUUAAUUUGGUUAAAACAAGUUGACCAUUUCAUUUUUCAUGGACAACCUUCCGGUUUAAACGCUUUUCUUCUUUCCUCUUUGAAAUUGUCCAUCCUAUUGUUUCUUUUUUUGUAUCUCCAGGAAAAUAGGUAACCAAAAAAAGGAAAAAAAGAAAAGAAAAAAGAGAGAUAUUGAUUGCAUGAUCUCCAUUAGAGGAGGAGGAGGAGGAGGAAGAAAAGAAUCUGAAUGAGAGAAAAAUGGCGACAAUGAAAAAAAAAUAGAGAACAUAUUAGAGUAAUUAGGGAGGGAGAAGGGAAACGAAAAGAAAGAAGAGAAGAAAAGAAACGACGGAAAGGAAAUAUAGGCAGAUCGUUUUGUAGAGAUAUAAAAGGGAAAAGAUUUGAAGAGGGACAAUGGAGGAGAGGAAGGGGGAUUUGAGGGUUCCUCUGAUCUCUUCCUUGUUCUGUCUUUGUGUAUUAACUGGUGGUGUCCUCCUUGUUCUUUACCUUUUCGUGCCAGAUCACUCUCAGCCAUGGUUUCCUGCUGCAGGAUUGAUCUUGGUUGGUUCUCCCUACAUAUUUUGGCUCCUGACUUACUUCUACACCUGCUUGAAACGCUGCUGUUUUGGCGAUGACAGCAGUGUUGACAACCGCCAGAUUUCUAGGCGGACCUCAAGGGCUUCUACGCUGGGGAAAUCUGGGGUGGCCAGAACUGAUUCCAAGGCAAAUUCUGUUACUUCUAAUAACAGUAACAUCAAUGAUGGUAAACAAGCAAGUGGCCAUAGCCAACAAGAUGGAGGAGAUGCAUCGUCCACCAAUUCUGCAAAGGAAAUUGAGAUGCCUUUAGCCGUAUCAGUUGCUUCUUCAUGAAAUGAAUACUAAUCGAGUAUAUGAAGAAAUGAUCAGGCGAGAUGGAUUGAUAAAUGGCUGUAUUAUGCAUGAGCCUAAAGCAUGAAAGAGAUAUUUGGAUUGCAGAUAUUAUAUAUAAUUGAAGGAUCGUGUCAUCAUUCAGGAGCUAUUUAAGGAUGGUGAAGAUUGCGUGUGAAUGGUGAAUGUAAGUAGAAAUAGCACAAAGAGACGUUUAACUUGUCUUAGCAUUUACGAAAAUUUAACCCCCCC